Molecule: messenger RNA, 1655 nt
Organism: Symbiodinium necroappetens
Lineage: Eukaryota; Dinophyceae; Suessiales; Symbiodiniaceae
Source: the annotation of a GenBank genome assembly
AUGAAAGAUGCAUGGCUGCUCCUAAACCGUGAGAAGUCGCGCUUCUACACGAAAGAGAACUCGCUGAGCGGGCCGAUGUUCAUCAAAGCUGGGCUGCUGAGCGUCUCCUCGGACUCCUCCACCAAGGUCACCAGUCGCCGCUGCAUCAGCCCUCCGUGGAGUCGCUGGCGGAUCAGCUGGGAUGUGACUGGAGGCUUGCUGUUGCUUCACGAUUUCGUCGCCCUCCCUAUAGCUGUGUUUCAACCUCCUCCGACUCCUUUUGGCUUUGCAAUGGAGUGGCUGUCGGCUGUCUUUUGGACCUUGAACAUCGUGGCGUCCAUGACGGUCGGCUUUACGCGAAAUGGUGUCACAGUCAUGGACUUCCCGGAAAUCCUGAAGAACUACCUCCGGACAUGGUGCAUCCCUGACGUCGCCUUGGUGCUGCUGGAUUGGCUCAGUCUGGCACUCCCCGCAGAACAGUCCAUGGACGAGUCGACGGAGUUUCUUCGCCUUGUGCGGCUGCUGCGUAUCAUACGCAUUUUACGACUUGUGCGGAUGCUCAAGCUGCGGACGCUGAUGGCAAAUUUCCACGAUUUGAUCAACUCGGAGUACUGGAGCCUUGUAGCGAACAUGAGUCAAAUUGUCACCUUCAUGCUGGGCAUCAACCAUUUGGUCGCUUGUGGCUUCUAUGGCUUGACGGAGAUUACUCAAGCGUCCGAGGAGACGUCCUGGGUGAGUCAUUUCGGCUUUGAGGGCACGUCGUGGUCCUACCGCUACGCCACCGCCUUGCAUUGGUCGAUCACCCAGUUCACUCCAGCUGCAAUGGAAGUUCACCCAACCAACAUGCCGGAGCGCUCGUACUCCAUUGCUGUGGUGAUCUUUGCCAUGGUUGGCUUCUCCUCACUGGUCGGCGGCAUCACCAGUAUCCUUACGCAGUUGCGUGGUCUGUCGCAAGAGAAAGCGAAGGAGCUCUGGAAGCUGCGCCGCUACAUGCGCCUUAAGCAUGUCAAAGCGGAUCUCAAUGUGCGCAUCCAAAGGUACGUGGAGCAUGCAUGGAAUGAGCGACAGAUGAACCUCUCGAUCGGCAGUGUGAAGUUCGUCGAGCUACUGUCGGAGCCACUCCGGGAUGAGCUGCUGUGUGCUGUUGAUAUGCCGACCAUGGUCGUCCACCCUCUCUUCUCAUUCCUGCAGAAAGAGCAGGAAGUCACCCUCCGCCGUCUGGUCACGCACGCCAUACAGCACAAGUUCCUGGCACGUGGGGACAUCCAUUUCUACUCGGCCGAAGUGGCAACACAUGCGUACUUCACCGUCUCCGGAAACCAGACCUACACCCAGCAUCCACCCAGAGUUGCGGUCGCUGUGGCAGUCGAGAUCGAUCGGAACCAGCAAUGGGUCGGAGAGCAAGUUCUUUGGGCGAAUGACUGGGUUCAUCUCGGCUCCUUUCAAGCAGUAUCGGAGUCGGAUAUGAUGGCUUUGGAUCCAGCUGAGGUGGCAAAAGCCCUCUCGUCGAAUCCCCCGGCGUGGAAUGCUGUGGCAGGGUACGCACAGGAGUUUACCAUGUGGCUGAACAGCCAACACACGAACGAGUUGUCCGACAUCCUUUCGGCAGAGGAUCUAUCCUAUGUCUUUGACGAGCUGAAGAAGCGAAACUCCCCGAUCACCGGCAAAGAGAAGCC